GGUGCCUCUCUACACAAAUCAGUUGUCUACCCUUAUAAUCUUUAGGACUCACCAUAAAUCAUGGCAUUUUCAUAGUUAAGGUCCUUUAAACCAAACAAGUAUCUUAUUAGGUGAAGUGUUUCUUAAAUUCAUUGUUCACUCCAGGAAGAUACGAAAAACAUGGGUUUUCUCAGAUACGGGGUCUCCCGCUAGCCUUCCCUCGGGGGCGACUAGAACCCUUCCAACAAAUUUUGCCUUAACCAAUUAGAAGCGAUGACUGUUGCCCUCACUUUUCCAUCCAAACUACCAUCAACGAAUCCGAUGGUCUCGUGCAUUAGACACACCCAUCAAUAGCUUUCCUCCGCCACAACAUCAUCACCGAAAUUCAUUGGUUUAUCAUCCUUGGGUUAGUAAACAUCUCUUGACUAGUUUUCUGUUCAUUGAUCAGUCGUAAGUCUAACUUAUAUCUACACGUACUGCGCAUAACUGUCUAUAUAUACGAAGUUGUAGAAAUAGAGUGAAUAUUUUAAUUUCUUAACUAAGUUUUAUCCAAAAGUUCAACCACUUCCGUUCAGUUUUCCGGUCAGGCUUAUUUAAAAUGGCGUUAUUGACGCUAUACUGGGUUCUGGGUGGCAUCCCCAUCUUUACGUCCUUGGUGGUUGUCGCUUAUUUGUUCGUGAUUCGGAGAUACAAUUACUGGUCUAAACGAGGAAUCAUACAACUUGAUCCUACGCCCUUCGUAGGCAAUUUCAUGGACUGCUUACUGGCAAAAAAAUCAGGCGCGCAAUUUCUCAGUGAUGCGUACAAUUAUGGCAAAGAUUCACCUUUGUUGGGUUUCUACAUCUUCCACAAACCUUGCCUGUUAGUUCGCGAUCCAGAACUCGCGAAGCACAUUCUAGUAAAGGACUUCGAGUAUUUCGCUGACAGGUACGCGACUGCAGAUGAGAAAAAUGAUCGUCUUGGAUACGCAAAUAUGAUACUGAUGAAGAAUCCAGGAUGGAAAGCUCUCAGACCAAAAUUGACGCCGCUUUUUACCCCGGGAAAGCUAAAGAAAAUGUUUGUGUUAAUGGCGAUGGUCGCUGACGACCUUGGAAAGCAUCUCGAUUCGUUCCAUUUGGAAGGCGAUGGAAAAGCAAUGGAGUUCAAGAAUAUUUGCGCAAGUUUCGCUACCGAUAUUAUCGGUGGCAUUGCGUUUGGCUUAAAACUAAGUUCGUUGGAGAAUCCAAAAACACCGUUCCGUGAAUGUGGCAGGAGGAUCUUUGAUGCUACUUUCCAACGUAACAUGGAGUUCCUUACCAUAACCUUCAUGCCUCAGUUAUCCAAGUACCUCAAACCGAAAUUCUUUGGAAAAAAAGCCAAUAACUUCCUCCGAUCUGUUUUCUGGGAUGUGAUCGAACAGCGUCUCAGUUCCGGUGAAAAGAGAAAUGACCUCAUCGAUGUGUUGGCAGAGAUCAGAGAGACAUACAAGAACGACGAAAGGUUGAAGGAUUACAAAUUCGAUGGUGACGAUUUAAUGGCACAAGCGUCCAUAUUUUUUGCUGCUGGUUUUGAAACAUCUGCUGCUACCAUGUCUUUCACACUGUACGAACUUGCAAUGAACCCAGAUGUACAGAACACACUUAGGGCAGAGAUUCAGGAUGCUCUAGAGAGAACUGAUGGUGAAAUCACAUACGAUAUGAUUACGACGUUACCAUAUCUCGAUAUGGUAAUUUCUGAAACUCUUCGUAAAUAUCCAUCUGUACCAAACUUGAAUCGAGUUACCCUUGCCGAUUACAAAGUACCUAAUGCCAAUCUGGUGAUAGAGAAAGGCACUCCGAUAUUCAUUUCGAUAAUGGCUUUGCACUACGAUUCGCGGUACUUCCCGAAUCCGGAAAAAUACGAUCCACUCCGAUUUACCGAGGAAGCCAAAAGUACCAGACCAAGUUUAGCCUACUUGCCCUUUGGUGCGGGACCCCGCAUCUGCCUUGGUAUGCGAUUGGGACUCAUGCAAUCCAAACUUGGAAUCGUACAGAUAUUGAAGGACUACGAAGUUUCACCUUGUGAAAAAACCAAAAUUCCAAUAGUUCUAGAUCCCAAUGCAGUAAUCUCGACAGCUUUAGGAGGAGUACAUCUCAACAUUCGAAAGACUUCCACUGUUACUGUUUAGACGAAGCUAAAGUUUCGCGAAUCGCGUUAUGCACUGCAAUUUUCUGCUUUGUUUGUGAUAACUUAGAUAUAUUUUACUUCUAGAUAGACGAGGUUCGCGAAAUAUAAUCGUCAUCUCUUUGUCGGGAGAAAUGAAUCUUUAGAUAAUAAGUAUAUUUUAAAAUUGUAAUCGUAAAUGUCCAAAAAUUGCGAUUUUAUUUAUCUGAUAAUAAUGAUACUUAUUUAGUAUUAGUUUUAAAGUAAGUGUAAUAUUAAAUAAUACGUAAUCUUAUAUAAUGACUUUAUUUAGUUGAUGGAUUUAUUUGCAGUGAUUGAAACAGGAAAAUGAUGAUUAUUCAA
This is a messenger RNA of Bombus pyrosoma, 2463 nucleotides long. Its product is annotated as cytochrome P450 6k1-like. Bases 578 to 2125 code for a protein of 515 amino acids. The transcript has 5 exons. The record is from RefSeq and is a predicted model, not a curated record. Gene Ontology annotation, molecular function: iron ion binding; monooxygenase activity; heme binding. Lineage: Eukaryota; Metazoa; Arthropoda; Insecta; Hymenoptera; Apidae.